AUGGCUACUCCAGGCUCCGAGGGUCAGCCUCAAAUCCAAAUUGGAACUCCAUCCCAAAUUCAGCAAUCACAGAUGCAACCUCAGAUGCAACCACAAAUUAUUGGACAGCCUCUUAUCCGCCAUGCAAUGCCUGUGCAAAUGGCUCAGGCUUCGAAUGUGGUCCGUAUGCAGCCAGCUGGAAUUAGGCAGCGCCCUCAAAUGGCAAAGCCGGGCCAAAUGACAGCUGAUCAACCUAUUCCUACCUAUGUCGGGGGACAGAAUCGUAUGCCCGCUGGAGGACAAAUGCCACAGCAGCUUCAUGUGAUAUCACAAGGUGUGUUUCAAUCUCAGCAGCCGCAGCCAACUUAUAUGACCUCGGAUGGGAGUCAUACUAUGCAGGCCGGAGUAGUUGAGCAACACCGCCCUAUUGUCACUAGCUAUGGUCAGCAGGGGAAUGUACAUUUAUCAACUAUGCCGAUCUUUCAAGUUGGUGCUCCAGGCGUCCAGCAACCCGUUUACAACGCCACGAUGCGUGUCGCUGGAGCUAGUGGCCAGCCGCCAAUCUCGACUCCUAAUGGACCCAUCCGCUUUGUCUCCAAUAAUGGAGGUGCAUCGGUAAUGCAAUUGGUGACUCAGCAGAACCAAGUGCAGGUUAAUCAGCCGCACUUCAUUCCGGCAGAAACACAGCCCCGAAUGGUGGUGCCGCAGUCCCGUCCAGCCGGUCCUUCUCUGAAGAUAAUCCCAUCUCCACAACAGCCUCCACAAGGUCAGGCGAUCAGACCCGCAAUGUCCUUGAUGCAACAGGGCCAACAGCCCUGUUUGUCAAGCGGCGGUUCGCAGGGGCCUCAAGUUCCGGCGACAAGUGCUGUUGGGCCAGCCACACCGGAGCAGCAGCAGCACCAACAACAACAAGUUUAUCGCAAAUUCACGGAGCGCUACUUACAGGUCGUUGAAAGCGCCAUACAGCACGUUCGCCUUAGGCAACCGGAUGCCGACCUGAAGUCAUACUAUAAAUUUAAGGCUUUUCUCGAAGAAGAUAAUCUUCCACCACAAAAUUUGGGAAAAGUGGAUAUGCUCAUUCGCCAACUUCAGCAAGACCCAUUCCACUUGCUUAAAAAGGGCAUCUCACAGCAACAACGACAACAGCAGCAGCAGCAGCAGGGCGUUGGCGGUAAUGGAGGCGUUUCGGAGGAGACUCGCCAAAAACUGGUUGGUCAGAAGCGAACUAUUCAACCUCAGCGCCUCAUGCCUGCUGGAAUCCGUCCGGCUAUGGCUACCUCAUCGAGUCUAAAUUCCCUACUAUCUCAGCCGGUGGACCCCUUGGGAGCCACACCAGGCCCCUUUCCCGGCCAAAUGCCCCAAGCUGCUGCCGCUGCCGCUAGACACAUGCAGCAACAACACCAACUCCACCAACAACAGCAUCAAAACCGUUUAAUGAUCACUCAGCAGCAGCAGCAACAGCAACAGCAGCAUCAGAUGAUGGUUUCGGCUGAACAAGUCCACCAAUCCCCUGUCGACCCCUUCCAAGCGGCGUUAGAUAAACUGGCCGACGAUUUCGUGAUGCUUGAAAAACAGGUCGGGAAGGAAAGGUUUAAUCGAGCUAUAAGCGAAAUAUCAGAUGAAACGCGUUCUUUGCGUGAGUUAACGGGUCAUGUACUUCCUCGUGACAUUUUCCCCACACCACCCCUUGAAGAGACGAAAGUGGAAAAUCCCAGGGCUGAGAGCGAAUCUCUUCUUGGUCAUAAACGGUCUGGAGACGUCGAGCCCGAAGCGGACAGUGGAGUCAAAAAACACCGAACAAUCGAUGAUCAAGUCGAUGCCCUCGGCAGCAACGAACAACUACUCUGUGAUGGCAAGUCGAUCACGGACCGUAACCUAACCAUCGAUGACGUGAGUGUGAAAGUGAGGCAGGAGUUUGAAAAGAUAAAGACGGUUCUCCAGAAGAUUGACAUCUCGUUGGCUCAUCCCGAUUCAACAGAGGGUUACCCUAGCAUGCAGGAUAUGGAGAACCAUAUGACGUGCCAAGACGUUUCAGAGUGGAACAACAGUCUUCAUUUGAAACUAGAGUAUAAUGACAAGCUGAUGCCCUGCGUCCUUCCACCUCUCUACACUCGCCUUCCGCCUGAUUAUUUGACUUCUCGACGGGCUAGUUGGUUUGUACGCAUGGAUGAUUUCGCCCCGCCGGAAGUAUCCUCAGAUGAUGGAAAGGUUUCUUUCUUUACCCGAGAAGAAGUGGCGUCUUUCCUGAAAACUUCGUCGACUUUGAUUGCUUGGUAUAUGAAGAGCCUUAGAAAUAUCCCAAUUAGCCAGCAUCUGGGCGAACGACUCAGUUUGUACAACGUGGCUGAAGUCUGGGUGAAAAGCAUCCUCAUGGCGAUAACACGAUGUAUGAACGCUUUUUAG
Mesocestoides corti is the source of this 2382-nucleotide messenger RNA. The record is from the annotation of a GenBank genome assembly. Lineage: Eukaryota; Metazoa; Platyhelminthes; Cestoda; Cyclophyllidea; Mesocestoididae.